Hibiscus syriacus is the source of this 1278-nucleotide messenger RNA. Its product is annotated as transcription factor MYBS3-like. The coding region runs from base 153 to 1226 and encodes 357 amino acids. NCBI's taxonomy places the organism in Eukaryota, Viridiplantae, Streptophyta, Magnoliopsida, Malvales, Malvaceae. Gene Ontology annotation, molecular function: DNA binding. The record is from RefSeq and is a predicted model, not a curated record. Gene Ontology annotation, biological process: response to ethylene; response to gibberellin; response to auxin. The transcript has 3 exons.
UUUCUUUCCUAUCAUUUCCAAGCACUCGUCUCUCAGUUUCUCUUCUCUCUAAAUUUAUUGUGUUUAUUGAUCUAUUUUCCGUCAUUUUUUGACGAAUAGAUAAAUAAAUAACACCAGAUUAGUAUUUUUCUUUGGUUUUGGCUCGUCGAGUCAUGACUCGGCGAUGCUCGCAUUGCAGCAACAACGGCCACAACUCACGCACGUGUCCCACGCGCGGUGAUGGCGGAAUUAGCGGUGGAGGAGUGAAGCUAUUCGGCGUCCGCCUGACGGAUGGCUCGAUAAUAAAAAAGAGUGCGAGUAUGGGAAAUUUGUCGUCGGCGCACUACCAUAGCUCGUCAUCAGCCGCCGUUUCGCCUAAUCAUGACUCUCCUCUAUCCGAUCACGUUCGUGACCACAACCACGAUCCCGACGGCUAUCUCUCUGAUGACCCCGCUGCACACUUCUCAACCAAUCGUCGCGGAGAUAGAAAGAAAGGUACCCCAUGGACCGAAGAGGAACAUCGGCUCUUUCUAGUUGGCCUCCAUAAAUUAGGGAAAGGGGACUGGCGGGGGAUAGCUCGGAAUUUUGUGGUGUCAAGGACACCUACUCAGGUAGCAAGUCAUGCCCAGAAGUAUUUCAUCCGUCAGAGUAAUUUUAGCCGAAGGAAGAGACGUUCAAGCCUUUUCGACAUGGUUCCGGAUGACAUGGAUACGGAUACACUCACUGUGCCCGAAGAGCACGUUUUGCCGCCUUCUUCACAGGUAGAAGAAGCCGACAAUGCGAAUUCAAUACCUUCAUUAAACCUCUCUCUCAACUCGGAAUUCGAGCAUGGAGAAGAUGCAGCAGCACAAGGAGGAGUUAAAGAAACUGAAGAAACCAUGAUGAGAUCAAGCGGAAUCACACCUAUGGUCCAUGGUUUCUUUCCACCUUACGUACCCGUUCCUUACCCCUUCUGGCCACCGAAUCCAGCCCCACCAAAUGAAGAUAAGGGCAUAGAAGCAUCUCAACAUCAGGUACUGAAGCCGAUCCCAUUGCUUCCCAAAGAACCUGUCAACGUAGACGAAGUAGUCGGUAUGUCUCGGCUUAGUAUCGGAGGGGCCGAGAAUGGCCACAGAGAGCCUUCACCACUAUCCUUGAAACUACUUGGAGAACCAUCGCGACAAUCAGCAUUUCAUGCCAAUGCUCAACCUGGUGGGAGGGAUUUGAGCAAUGGUAAGACCAGUGCCAUUGAAGCGGUCUUACUCUGAACUCGGAAAUGCAGGGAGGGAAGGUGGUACAGCUACAUCUUGUUUAGGUUAU